Cucurbita maxima (winter squash) is the source of this 2028-nucleotide messenger RNA. RefSeq names its product WD repeat-containing protein 13. The transcript has 12 exons. The coding region runs from base 303 to 1745 and encodes 480 amino acids. NCBI's taxonomy places the organism in Eukaryota, Viridiplantae, Streptophyta, Magnoliopsida, Cucurbitales, Cucurbitaceae. Gene Ontology annotation, cellular component: nucleus. The record is from RefSeq and is a predicted model, not a curated record. Gene Ontology annotation, molecular function: protein binding; promoter-specific chromatin binding.
AGAAAAAAAAGAAAAAGAAAAACGAAACAAAAUUAUUACGAGUCAAACCUGUGACCCAAUAACGCCAUUGACGACGAUUUCAUUUCAUGAGUGGCGGUUGCCGUUGCCGUUGCCGUUGCCAGAAUACACCGACGGAGCUCCGGUCACUCUGUCAAAUGAGAUUCGGUCAACAUUUAUAAAUAAUUCAGUAUUAUUCGGGUCUGGUCUGGAUCUGCCACCCAUCAGUCGUCCGGUCAUCGGGGGAAUUGACGAACUAAGCUGAUUGAUCUUCGAUGGCGGACUCGUAGAAAAGCUUCGUGACAAUGGCGGAGCAAAGGACCGAGGAUGAUAGCUCAACGAAGGAAGGCGGAGAGGUGGAGAAGGAGAAACAGAAGAAGAAUAUGGAUCGGGAACUUCUCAGCUGCUUGCUCCAACCUACAAGUAUUGGUGUUGAUCCGGACUAUAUUGGCAUGCGUCGUCUCUUGCUCCAUCGGAAGGCUGAAGCCGCGGUUCUUCGUCGGAAAGACUGGAAGUGCAAUGGAAAAGGUUAUGUGGCAUUUCGCAAUUACAUACGCCGGCCAAGGAAUUGGGAAAGCUCGCGUAUACCAAGUCUUCAAAGCACCCCCGGAAACAGUGGAAGAUGGAUUCUUCCUCCAAGUUCGAUCUCUGCCUUGCAUGAGGUGGAGAGCUGGAGUUCUAUCAAGGACUUACAGAGUCAACGAAGAUCAAGUUUUAGCUCAAAUGCAAGUGAUAACAGUCAGCUACAUACUCGUAGAACUGAAUUUGCAUAUUCUUUUGUCGGAAUGCAUUGUAUAUUUGAUCAAUGCAAAGUUGCUGUUACGGUUUUGAAGUUUGGGCACAUGAGCUCUGAUCUAUUAGCAUAUGGUGCAGCGGAUGGGUCCUUGACUGUAUGCAAUGUCUCUGAACCAUCUUCAACCGUCAAGCAUUUGCUGGGCCAUUCAAAAGACUUAACAGACUUUGAUUUUUCAUCGAAUAAUCAGUACAUUGCAUCAUCGUCCAUGGAUAAGACCGUUAGAGUAUGGGAGAUAUCAAGGGGAAUUUGCAUUAGAGUAAUCUAUGGAGUAUCUUCACAACUGUGUAUACGUUUUCAUCCGGUAAAUAACAACUUCCUCUCAGUUGGCAAUGCAAAUAAGGAAAUCACGGUGUUUAAUUUCAGCACUGGGAGGAUUGUGACAAAAUUAGUUCUUGAUAGUGAGGUUACAUCCAUGGACCAUGAUCACACUGGUCAGAUCCUUUUCUGUGGAGACGGAAAUGGAUAUGUUUACUCUGUGAGCAUGAACUCUCAUACAGGAGCUUUAUCCCGUGCUCACCGCCAAUGGUGUAGUAGCCGGCGCAAAUCUCCUGUAUGUACUGUACAAUAUCGAAGCUUCUCUCUGCUGGCCAGGGGCCCUGUAUUGCUAACUUGCACUCAAGAUGGGAACUUGUCUUUCUUCAGUAUUGCUUUGGAAGUUCAAGGAUAUUUGACCCUUCGUUGCUCACUCAAAUUAGCUCCAAGGAUACAUAGCAUCCGUGCUUCAUUCUGCCCCCUACUCUCCCUGGAAAAAGGAGAGUACAUUGUUGCAGGAAGUGAGGAUUCAAAUGUCUACUUCUAUGAUUUGACACGACCCAAACAUACUUGUGUCAACAAGCUCCAGGGCCACCAGUUUCCAGUCAUUGGGGUUGCCUGGAACCAUGGGGAGAAUCUGUUGGCUUCGUCAGAUCUUUAUGGGACGGUAAUUGUAUGGAAGAGAUCAAAGAUAAGUUAGAAAGACAUGUGUGAAUAGAUUUUGGAAAUGGCUCUGUUGAUUAAUGAACAUCUUUCUUCUCCAUUUUGCUCCCAUGUUUUUGUCGUUCUUUUAUCAACUUCAGUUAAUCAUCAGUAUCUCAGAGAGUGUUUUUUUUUCUUCUUUUUAUCCUUUUUAGCUCAUUAGUUUUAGAAAGGGGAGUGAUCAUAUUCUGAAUACACCUCUGUAAUUACAAUGUAGCAAAAUAUCAUAUUGUUGAAGUUUUGAAGUGAGUAAAUAAAUGCUAUUGAUUUACAGUGUUCAA